Messenger RNA from Exophiala xenobiotica, 954 nucleotides. RefSeq lists its product as uncharacterized. The transcript has 6 exons. The record is from RefSeq and is a predicted model, not a curated record. The coding region runs from base 1 to 954 and encodes 317 amino acids. NCBI's taxonomy places the organism in Eukaryota, Fungi, Ascomycota, Eurotiomycetes, Chaetothyriales, Herpotrichiellaceae.
AUGGUGAAGAUUGCAGUCGCUGGUGGCUCCGGAGAAGUCGCCCGAGAAAUGAUCGACGCUUUAUUAGCUGCGAAGAAGCACGAGAUAACUAUCCUGUCUAGGACCAAGUCUUCGUCCAUGGGAGAUAGCAUGCCAGCUCUUUCCUGGCGUACUGUAUCCUAUGACGACAAGAGCGAUCUGGUCGAAGCCCUGCAGGGAAUCCACACCGUCCUGUCUUUCAUCCAGGUUAUGAAAGAUCCGGGAAGUAACGCCCAGAAGACCCUGAUAGACGCCGCCAUUAUCGCUGGGGUGAAACGAUUUGCACCAAGUGAAUGGGGAAGUGCCGGAAUGGCAGGCAUGCCGUGGUGGGCGGGAAAGGAAGAGGUCAGAGAGUAUCUGAAGAAGGUGAACGAGAAUGGAAAGGUUCUCGGAUACACUCUCUUCCAACCGGGACUGUUCUUGGACUAUUUGGCAUUUCCAUUCAAGACGGCCAAAUACGUCACCCCGCUGAACACCAUGAUCGACUUCCAGAACCGGCGUGCAAUUGUGGUUGACGGUCACGACAGCAUCAUGACUUGGACUACUGCCCAAGAUCUUGCUGCAGUUGUUGCUAGAGCGGUCGAAUACGACGGCGAGUGGCCCGUUAUCGGUGGUAUGUGUGGCAAUAAAGUCACCGUCUCACAGAUCCUCGAGAUUGGGGAGAGAGUUCGAGGUUGCCCGUUUACCGUCGACCAUGUCAAGAUUGAAGACCUCGAACGCGGGAAUCUCAAGUCAUCAUGGACGUUGGAGACGAGCCAUCCAAGUGUUGGCAGGGAACAAGCCGAAAAUAUGGCGAGGACGGUUCUCGUCGGGACGCUCCUCAGUGGUGCGCAGGGCGCUUGGACCAUCUCAGACGAGUUCAACCGGCUUUUGCCAGAAUACAAGUUCACUCAGAUAGAGGAGUUUCUUGCCAGAGUUUGGGCGGGAAAGCCAUAG